AUGACGUGCACUGUGGGAGUGCACUGUGGGAGAGCACUGUGGGAGUGCACUGUGGGAGUGCACUGUGGGAGUGCACUGUGGGAGAGCACUGUGGGAGUGUACUGUGGGAGUGCACUGUGGGAGUGCACUGUGGGAGUGCACUGUGGGAGUGCACUGUGGGAGUGCACUGUGGGAGUGCACUGUGCCUGUGGGAGUGCACUGUGGGAGUGCACUGUGGGAGUGCACUGUGGGAGUGCACUGUGGAGUGCACUGUGGGAGUGCACUGUGGGAGUGCACUGUGGAGUGCACUGUGGAGUGCACUGUGGGAGUGCACUGUGGGAGUGCACUGUGGGAGUGCACUGUGGGAGUGCACUGUGGGAGUGCACUGUGGGAGUGCACUGUGGGAGUGCACUGUGGGAGUGCACUGUGGGAGUGCACUGUGGGAGUGCACUGUGGGAGUGCACUGUGGGAGUGCACUGUGGGAGUGCACUGUGGGAGUGCACUGUGGAGUGCACUGUGGGAGUGCACUGUGACAGUGCACUGUGGGAGUGCACUGUGGGAGAGCACUGUGGGAGUGCACUGUGGGAGUGCACUGUGGGAGUGCACUGUGGGAGAGCACUGUGGGAGUGCACUGUGGGAGUGCACUGUGGGAGUGCACCGUGGGAGUGCACUGUGGGAGAGCACUGUGGGAGUGCACUGUGGGAGUGCACUGUGGGAGAGCACUGUGGGAGUGCACUGUGGGAGUGCACUGUGGGAGUGCACUGUGGGAGUGCACUGUGGGAGUGCACAGUGUACUGUGGGAGUGCACUGUGGGAGUGCACUGUGACAGUGCACUGUGGGAGUGCACUGUGA
Messenger RNA from Bolinopsis microptera, 831 nucleotides. RefSeq lists its product as uncharacterized. The record is from RefSeq and is a predicted model, not a curated record. The coding region runs from base 1 to 831 and encodes 276 amino acids. Lineage: Eukaryota; Metazoa; Ctenophora; Tentaculata; Lobata; Bolinopsidae. The transcript is spliced from 2 exons.